This is a messenger RNA of Cadophora gregata, 1407 nucleotides long. RefSeq lists its product as uncharacterized. NCBI's taxonomy places the organism in Eukaryota, Fungi, Ascomycota, Leotiomycetes, Helotiales, Ploettnerulaceae. The transcript has a single exon. The coding region runs from base 1 to 1407 and encodes 468 amino acids. The record is from RefSeq and is a predicted model, not a curated record.
AUGGUAUUCCAGGACCGCCGAGAGAUGGCAGCCGCCGUUGGCUGUACAGCAGCUCUAAUAUUCAUCUGGAUAUCUCUUUACAACAUUCGUGGCCCCGGAUUCUUCUAUGAACCCCAGCCAAGUCUGGAGCUUCAGUCAGGAGAAGAUUCCGUGUUCCUCAGACAUGCCAUGAAUGUCGAGUUCCCCGCUCCCAUUGACUACCUCCCCAUCCGCGAAGUGUGUACCCAGAAGCCCAACAACUUUCGUCCCGGCCUCCUCUUCAGCUGUGAAGAACAGCAUGGAGGCGUAGGUAUGGUACGAAACCAGAUCUUGAAAUGCAUACGGUAUGCCAUCCACGGUGGCGGCGCUCUCGUCAUCCCAUCAAUGGCAAAGCGGAACCCGAAAGAUAUCUCCGACAUCGAAACCAGCAAUGAAGUCCCUCUCGAAUACCUCUUUGACCGGGAGGCAUUUAUCACGCACCUCACAGCCGCUUGCCCAGGCAUGCGCCUCUACAACCACGCAUCGGGUUUCCCAUCCUACGAAAACCGAGCCCAGGAGCCUUUGACUCUCGUAGGCGAUCAAUCCGAGCCCAAACAUCCCCGAACAGGCCUCUCCGACCCUCUAUCCUGGCGCUCCUCGUUCGAUUCUUGGCUCAGCGAGCAAAACAUCGAGAUUUCUCCUCUGGAACCAAUACACGUCCAAAUCGGCCAGGCGUACCUCGAAUACCCCGUACACAACGACAGUCUUUCCUUCGUCUCCGAAUUCGGUAAACUACUCUCCUUCCGAGCCGAUACACGCGCCCUCGCUGCUCGCGUUCUGCUCGCUCUAGAUCAGAAAUUCUCGCUAGGUAUCGAUCCUGAGAAGGCGAUCAAUGAGAAGAGCUUCUUCGGCGCGCACUUGAGGCUUGAAAAAGAUGCCGUUGAGGCGUGGAGUCCGGAAGAGGGGUGGCGGUUUUCGCGUAUGGAAGAUCAGUUUGCGGAGGUGUGGGGUGAGAUUAAAGGGAGUGGGAUGGAUGUUGUUUACGUGGCUUGUGGAGACCAAUCAAUCGUCGAUACGUUCUCUGAAUACAUUGCUCGAAGGCUUGAGGAGGAUGAGAAAGAGAUGAGCAUUUCCGUUGUGACGAAAUAUAAGUUGUUGGGAGGACAUGAUCUGGAACGCUUGAAUGCCAUGACGUUUGAUCAGCAGGCUCUGGUUGAUUUCCUGAUUAUGUUCAAGGCGGGGUUCUUUAUGGGGGUUGCACAUAGUAGUUUUCCUUGGACGGUGGCGUUGAGGAGGCAUGAGUUGAGUGUUUUUAAGGAAGAAGGGAGGGCGGAUGGUGGGUAUGCGAAUCUAGGGAGUGAUAUUUUGAGGGAUGAGUUGAGUGUUAUUAUGGGGAUGAGAAGGGAUUAUCCGUAUGUUGAUCCAUUUGAGUGGGGGCUUUGGCCGUGA